Messenger RNA from Paramormyrops kingsleyae, 2392 nucleotides. RefSeq names its product deubiquitinase DESI2. Gene Ontology annotation, biological process: protein deubiquitination. Gene Ontology annotation, molecular function: deubiquitinase activity. The record is from RefSeq and is a predicted model, not a curated record. Lineage: Eukaryota; Metazoa; Chordata; Actinopteri; Osteoglossiformes; Mormyridae.
AGCUAGUAGCAUGCCGAUGCCUUCCAUCAUGCUGGAGUAUUUUUGCAAGUGAUUUUUAAAAUAUUUCCUACAGAAGCCUGUUCAAUAUAGCUAGUCGCUUACAUUCGGGCGAGCGGUGCCGAAUCACCAGCGGUGCCGAUUAGCUAUGUGACCGAACGUGUUACUCCGAACAUAGCGAUGCUGCUAUAGCGAAGAUGCAGCACAGCGGCAGCCGGUGAAUUAAAAAAAAAAACAGUAUAGCAAUAUUAAAUGCAUUUUAGUUAUGCAGUAAUUCAGAAUACGUGUUUUUUAUAUAAAGGUUUUGUUAUGUUCGCCGUAUACAGCAAAAGUGGGCCGACGUAUGUGUUGUCUGCUAGAAAAACAAUUACACAGAAAAAUCUACGCAUAUGAAGGGUGGUUUAUGGAGAGCUGCCUGUUGGAACACAGCAAGGUUUUAUUAAUAUUUUGAUAAUCUUACUAAGUCUGAUGCGUAAAUGAGAAGGCGAGCUUGUUUACAUGCUUAAUUGGGAUCGAUUGCAGAUCAUAAAAACACGUUAGAAUGUUUCACUGCUUCCCAAUUAAUUGCAGGAAAUGAACUCCCACGGCAGCCUCUCUGCGCUUCAUGAAAAUGGCAAAGUGAAAAUCUGACCUUAAAUUAGUUUUGUAGUGUUUAUCACGGACUUGCUUUGUGUCGAGCCUGGACCGCGUUUUUGAACUGCUGUUAAGAGCAAUAACAUCGCAGGCAGUGGAUAGACAUUUCGCUACCUCCGACUCAGGAUUAAACAUGGCAAAUCAACCUGUUAUUCUCAACGUUUAUGACAUGUAUUGGAUCAAUGAGUAUACUUCUACUCUGGGUAUAGGAGUCUUCCAUUCAGGCAUCGAGGUCUACGGUAGAGAGUUUGCAUACGGAGGCCACCCAUACCCCUUCAGUGGGAUUUUUGAGAUUACUCCUGGAAAUACUGCUGAGCUUGGAGAAACCUUCAAGUUCAAAGAGGCCAUUGCCUUAGGCACAACAGACUUCACAGAACAUGAUAUAGACAAGAUUAUGGAAGAGCUGGGCAAGGAGUUUAAGGGCAACGCCUACCAUUUAAUGCACAAAAACUGCAACCACUUCUCAUCUUCACUUUCUGAGUUGCUGUGUGGACAAGAAAUUCCUCGUUGGGUGAAUCGACUAGCCUACUUCAGUUCCUGCAUCCCAUUCCUACAAAGCUGCCUACCGAAGGAAUGGCUAACCCCAGCUGCCCUUCAAAGCCAUAUUAGCCUGGGUCUUCAUAAAGAGGAGCAGCUAGAGUCUAGCGAUGAAGAUCUUCCCUCAGCCUCAGGAGCCAGUGUGGCCCCUGGCUCCACGCACAGCUGCCGUCAUACCCGGGUCUAAGCAGCUGGUGACAGUGUUUCUCGGGGCCCGUGCUCUCUAUAGGAUUGCUCUUCCAUUUUUAGACCUGAACUGAGGCUCCAGAGCCUGCCAUGCCUGCAUAGGACAAGCAGGAUGUAUGAACACCCAAAACAAAGAGGCAUGAAAAUUGUAACACAGAGACUGCAAAGGAAAUGCAUAAUUUUUCAUGCACAAGAAUUUUUUGACCCUGCAGAUAAUGAACUUUACAAAACUUUUAUUCAUAUUCUCACAAGUUUCUCGAAAGGUUUAAAGAUCAGCGACAGAUGGUAUAGGCAAACCACAGCUCUGUCUUUAUUUUCUCUAUCUGAGUUUAUUGAAACAAGUGUAGUUUGGUAAAAUUAUGAGAAUAUGUUUACAGUUUCUUGUUUUUGUCAAGACAUGCUCAUAUGGAGUUUGCAUGCUCUCCCUGUUUUUGUGUGAGAUUCCCUUGGGUUCUCCAUCUUCUUCCCGCUGUCUAAAGAAAUGCGGUUAGAUGAAUUGGUGUUUAUAAAUUGUCCAGACCAUGGGAACAUCCCUGAAAUCUAUGAUGCAAUUCAAUUCCAAGCAAGGUCACACAGCCUUUGCUAAAUCCGGUUAUGGGGAAAUCGUCAGUGUCACACUUAUUGCCUUUGUAUCUCCAUACACUUAAAUUGUUACAAGCAAGUUUAUCAUCCAGAAUACAUGUUUGGAAACAGUUGUACUCUCAGGUGAAGAUACAUAUUACUCUCAUAAUCCCAGACAUUACAAAAGCCCUAAGAAUCGAUGCUAAGCAAAUAAGACUAUAAAACUAUACCAAAAUAGUCCUCCAGUAUUUUAACUUAACUGAAAUUUAAAUCAUAAUUAUUUUUAUUAAUGUAUUUAUUUCUUUUUAAUGUUUCAAUGGAAAUGUUCAGUCUAAUCUUUUAUAUUUUAUUUGUGAUGCCAUUAAUGUAUUUUCCUUUUGUACUGUACAGUUUAAAAUAGAUUGAUAUACACCUUACUGGUUUAGAAGACCACCAACAAUUUUAGAAAAUAUACUAAUUAAAAACUUGCAAACAAUAA